Liolophura sinensis is the source of this 1461-nucleotide messenger RNA. RefSeq names its product lachesin-like. The transcript is spliced from 8 exons. Bases 268 to 1320 code for a protein of 350 amino acids. NCBI's taxonomy places the organism in Eukaryota, Metazoa, Mollusca, Polyplacophora, Chitonida, Chitonidae. The record is from RefSeq and is a predicted model, not a curated record. Gene Ontology annotation, cellular component: neuron projection.
UUGCACAACCAUAAGCAUUAUGGCGCACUAUUGCUCUACAAUAUAUAUCUCUUCAUUUGGAUUUGGAAAUUUUCCCCUGACAUGAAAACACACCCUUAACAGAGGACUGACCUAAAUUACUGUGCAUGUGUAGAGAUUCAAAUAAACAUUGUACGACGGAUUUAUAAAGGCUUCAGGCAGGAUUCAACAAAACCUGACAUACUUUGCAGGGUAUAUUUACCUUUGCUCACUGGGGAACGUGUACUCUGGCCGCGGGCACAUAACAACAUGGCGACACCAAUCUAUACCUACGUGCUGAUUUCCAUCCUGAUAACCUCAGUGAGUUGUCAGAACCCCCAGAUUGUGGAAGACAUUUUCCCUGAAGUGAAGAGGAAAGGUGACACAGGCUACCUGAACUGUACUGUCAGCAGGCAACAGAACAAUAAGGUUAAUUGGAUCCAACCAUUGGGAGGUGUUAAUGAUAACUGGAUUUCCAGCGACACGGAAAUUUUGGCUAAAAACGAAGUGGUCAAUGGAAAACAGAAGUAUGAAGUUAUCCGCCAUGUACGUGGAAAUGAUAAAAUCACCUACACUCUGGUGGUAAACCGACUGCGUGAAGAAGAUAGCGGUAGAUACAAAUGUACGGUAUUUCUUGUUGGAAAAAACCAGAGGGAAUGGCCGUACAAGUACGGGAAUAUGACCGUACAAGUUCCACCAACAAUUAAAGUGUCGCAGACCUCAAACACAGUCCAGCGAAAUCAGGCAUCUGAUGUUACUCUCAGGUGCAACGCUACAGGUAAUCCAAACCCCAACAUCACCUGGAUCAGAGCAGACGGCAAGCCUCUACCAGAUGGCAGGCUCAGUCACAGGGGUCAUUUUCUACACAUCACAAAUAUCAGGAAUGAUGAUCGAGGGAUUUACAGAUGCCUGGCAGACAACAACGUGAUACCACCCGCCCACCAUGACGCUAAGCUGGUAGUAAACUUCAAGCCAGAGGCCGAAGCUGUGCAGGACACAGUGGGACAGGCCCAGAAUAGACGGUUCCAUGCUCUUUUAGAAUGUAAAAUAAAAGGGAUGCCAGAGCCGAACCUGAGGUGGUUCAUGGUCACAGACACAGGUCCUGUUUCCCUGAUAGACGAUGCCAAGCAUGAUAUCAAUCAGCUGCUCACCCACGGCACAUCAUUGCAACUCAAUGAUGUUUGGUACUCACUGAAAAUCCUCAACGUCCAAGCGAAUGAUUACGGCGUGUACUAUUGUGAGGGAUCAAAUGCUCUGGGGACAAGUCGUGCGGAGAUUAGACUUUAUGAAACCUCACAAUGCCAAGUUCCGACUGUCCAUUAGGCUUUACCACGACGCCCGCCCCUUUUCACCGGACUCCGGCCAUUGUGAAGAACAUCACACGGAUCUCAGCAGUUCUGUUGAUUGACAUGCGCGAUCCACCCACCCAGCUGACAUCGACGGGGUACAGAAUAAGCUGUGAAG